GACCCUGGAGUGCACACGCGCAGGGUCGCUGGCCUGGCCCUCACCUGCUGUUGGCCAGGCUGGCUUUUCUGGCCCCAGCAGUUCCCUGCCUGGGCUGCUGGUCCCCUGGGGCUGUGUUGGCUGGCAGCCUUGGAGAGUGCCAGGCCGGUGAGGGAGCAGAGCAAUCUGCUGAGUCAGCGUGACUCGCCAGGAACAGCCGCACUUUGGGGCGUGCACUGGGGUUAUUUUUAAAGCUCCCAGCUUCCUUCCAGGCGGGCCCCUCCCGCAUCCUCUGAUCUCUCCGUGGCCCCUCUUGUCUCUGCCUACCUAACAGCACUUCAGUUCCCCUUCCCCAUCAAACCCUACUGGCCUCCCACCUGGUUGUCUAGAAGCAGAGUGGACAGGGAGCAGGCCAGCUUGGGAGAGGCAAGGCCAAAGACUGGUCCUGGGGGACCAGAGUGCCUGCUUGCUGUGCCCCCAGGUUAUGACGACCCCCAGUAAAGGAAACAAGGCCUUGAAGGUGAAGCGGGAGCCAGGUGAGAAUGGCACCAGCCUGACUGAUGAGGAGCUGGUGACCAUGUCGGUGCGGGAGCUAAAUCAGCACCUGCGGGGCCUGUCUAAGGAAGAGAUAAUCCAGCUGAAGCAGCGCCGACGCACACUCAAGAACCGUGGCUAUGCCGCCAGCUGCCGCGUGAAGCGGGUGACCCAGAAGGAGGAGCUGGAGAAGCAGAAGGCGGAGCUGCAGCAGGAGGUGGAGAAGCUGGCCUCAGAGAACGCCAGCAUGAAGCUGGAGCUUGACGCCCUGCGCUCCAAGUAUGAGGCCCUGCAGAACUUCGCCAGGACCGUGGCCCGCAGCCCCGUGGCACCGGCUCGGGGCCCCCUUGCUGCCGGCUUGGGGCCCCUCGUCCCUGGCAAGGUGGCCGCCACCAGCGUCAUCACAAUAGUAAAGUCCAAGACGGACGCCCGGUCGUAGGGACGCGCACUUGCCUAGGCGGGUCUGUGGGGGGCCAUUAGGCACAUGGCGAAUUUGGCAGCCCUAUCCCCUCCUUCCUCCUCCCUUCUUCCUCCUUUCCUUUCGUCUUCCUCUCCUACCUCCUCCCUUCCCUGCAAAGCACAACCCGCACCCCAGGGGCGCCGGGCUGAGCCCCUUUGAUCUCGUCGUUGUCAUCGUGUGUUUUGUACAUUGGGAUUGGUCAGUUCGGCGGUGAUGUGGGGUCGCCCCAGCCCCCUUUGUACCAAGGCCAUGCAGGCUUGGAGUCCAGAGCUGGUCCUGUAGGAAUGGACAGAGUGAGCGCUCUGGGGCUUGUGUGUCCCUGAGCAGGGAGGGCUCCACGGCCGGAGGGGCCGCUCUCCACUCCCGAGUGGCCCACAGACCCUGAUGGCUGCCCGGCUGGCUGGGGGCUGUGUCGUUCACUCUCAGCUCAGCCAGCAGACAUAGACGGGCGCUGCUCUGGAGAGUAGGUGUCCUUGAGGGCCCUGGAUGGGCGGGCCACCAGCCUGGGUGCUGGGAAGUGGGGUAAUGUAUGCCUGUAGGCCAGGGGCCGUGGCGCUUGUGCCUGAUGCAUUGCACUGAACAAGACCAAAUCACUGGUUGUGAGCGUGCGUGAGGGUGUGUCCAGUGUCCUGCAGUGGGUCCCGUGUCACUGUUUACAUGACCUAUUUGUGUGGUUACAUAGCCUUUUAUUUAAAAGAGAGAAGUUCCUUUUACAAAGUUAUUAAAUUAUAUGUUUAAAAGCUAAAGAAAAAAAAAGAGCUGCAGAGUAUUUAUAAAACUGUCUUUUUAAAAAAAACAAAUAAGAACAUUUGACCAUAUAAAUGGGAAAUGGAAGAAAGUAUAAUAGAAACUUUGCUAGUUUAAAAAAAGAGAAAAAAAGAAAAAAAAUCCCUUUGUUGUAAACUUACGAACAAGUCUUUGUGGCUGUUGGAAUUUAGUUUUUAUAUACACAGAGUUAUCAGAUGUUAUUUAUAAAACUUAGUUU
This is a messenger RNA of Ceratotherium simum simum (southern white rhinoceros), 1958 nucleotides long. Lineage: Eukaryota; Metazoa; Chordata; Mammalia; Perissodactyla; Rhinocerotidae. The record is from RefSeq and is a predicted model, not a curated record.